AUGCAUGGACAGUCGAAUCAUCAUGAUCCUCCCUUACAGCCAGAAUGGCGACUUCCUCCGCGUCUUCCCUCGCAGCCGUCGCAAACAAGGCCUCCGCCUCCUCCGCCUCCUCCGCCUCCCCCACGUCCCCAGGUUGCUCAAUAUUCACCGGCCACCUAUGGACCGAUUUCAAAUCCACAGAGGCUCCCAUCAACGAGUGGUGCGGAUACAACCACAUGGGGAGUGCGGUUCAACCAGAGCUCCGUUCCCCCGUUGCCGGUAAGUCCAAUGCCGAAAUGCCAAAAUGCAAAAAACCAACAGUUGCAUAGCCUCGACCUCCCAGUACCAAUGAGCAACGAUAUGCCUAUACGCAAUCUCAGUCGCAUCCAUCUGUCACAGCUCCUUUUCAUGGGACCCAAACCCCUCCGCCCCCACCUCCGUAUAUACAAACACCACCGCCGCCACCGCUACCUCCACCACCCAGUGUUCCACAACUGCCCCCAAAGAUCCCACAAGGCAUCCAACAUGUAUCAACCAAACCAAACGAUCAGACGGGGCGGGCUUCACUGCUCGCUCAGAGCGCAGGACCAGCUGCGAUGA
Messenger RNA from Penicillium digitatum Pd1, 579 nucleotides. Lineage: Eukaryota; Fungi; Ascomycota; Eurotiomycetes; Eurotiales; Aspergillaceae. The record is from RefSeq and is a predicted model, not a curated record.